This is a messenger RNA of Cavenderia fasciculata, 120 nucleotides long. RefSeq lists its product as uncharacterized. The record is from RefSeq and is a predicted model, not a curated record. The transcript has 2 exons. The coding region runs from base 1 to 120 and encodes 39 amino acids. Lineage: Eukaryota; Evosea; Eumycetozoa; Acytosteliales; Cavenderiaceae.
AUGGGCUUUUUCAUAAACUUGGUUAAAAAACCAUCAUCAAACACUAAAUCAACUCAAAUUGCCUAUGGAGGUAGAUCACAAUUUGGAGGUACUAAAACAGCAACAGUAAUGUAUGCUUAG